AUGGAUUCGCCUAAUUUUUCCGCGCACCCUUCCCUCAUCCUCGCAGCCGGGCUGCUGGUGGCGUACCUGGCUUACGGCGCUGUCUAUCGUCUCUAUCUGAGCCCAAUUGCUCACUUCCCCGGCCCGCGGCUCGCAGCGUUGACGUUUUGGUACGAGUUCUACUACGAUGUAGUGCGCUCUGGGCGGUACACAUGGCGAAUCGCCGAGAUGCAUGCGCAAUAUGGACCCGUGGUGCGCAUCAACCCGUACGAACUCCACGUGAACGUCCCGGGCUUCUACGACACGCUGUACGCGUCGGCGGCCAGCGGCCGGCGCACCGAGAAAUGGACGUGGUCGGCCAAGAUGUUUGGCACCACGCAAGCCGCUGUGGGCACGGCCUCGCACGAGCUGCAUCGCGUACGCCGUGCUGCCUUGAACCCGUUCUUUUCCCGGCGAAGCGUCGUCCGUCUUGAGCCCGUCAUCCAGCUGCACAUCGACAAGCUAAGAGCCCGGCUCGAGCGUUCCGCUGACUCCGGGGAGCCGGUGAAUUUGACUGACGCCUUCACGGCAUUGAGCGCUGAUGUCAUUGGUGAUUUUGCGUUUGGAAAGCGCUACGGCUUCUUGGAUGCGGAGGACUUCAAUCCAGGAUGGCAUAAGCUGAUGCUCGAUCUCAGUCGAGGCACACAUUUGAUGAAGCAGUUCGGAUGGCUCUACACCGUCCUGACCUGCAUCCCGCAAAAGCUCGUCUCCAUCAUUCACCCCCUCACCAGAGAACUCUUCAACGUGCAAAACAGCAUCACCGCCCAAAUCGAAGAGAUCAAAGCCAGCAACAACAAGCCCCUGGACACCCGUCCAACCAUCCUCUACGACCUUGUCGUCAAUCCAAACAACCACCUGCCCCCUUCCGAGCUCACCACCCCGCGCCUCACCGAAGAAGCCUUCACCCUGCUCGGCGCCGGCACCGUCACGACCGCCCACACCCUCGCCACCACCCUCUACCACCUCCUCGCCAACCCCUCCAAACUCACCCGCGCGCGAGCCGAACUCGCUCCCCUCUUCUACCACUCCAACUCCAACUCCCCAACAUGGACUGACCUCGAGCACCUCCCCUACCUCUCGGCCGUCCUGACCGAGGGCCUCCGCCUCAGCUACGGCGUCAGCCACCGCCUGCCGCGCAUCUCGCCCGACGCCGCCCUGCGCGUGCCCGACGCGCCCGAGCCGGUGGCCAUCAUCCCGCCCGCCACGCCCGUCAGCAUGACCCAGAUGUUCCUGCACGACGACGCGCGCAUCUUCCCCGAGCCGGCGGCUUUCAAGCCUGAGCGGUGGCUCUUGGAGGAGGUGGAGGGAGAGACCGGGAACGAGGGGGCCAGGGCGGAGCAGCUGGCGCGCAUGCGGCGCUUCUUGGUUCCGUUCAGUAAGGGGACGAGGCAGUGCGUUGGCAUGAACUUGGCGUACGCUGAGAUGUAUUUGGCUUUGGCGGCGCUGUUGAGGCCCGGGUUGGAGAUGGAGCUGUGGAAGACAUCUGUGGAGGAUGUGCGGGUGGCGCAUGAUUGGUUCAAUCCGGCGCCGAGAGUGGGGAGUAAGGGCGUGAGGGUUCUGGUGAGGAGAGGCAAGUGA
Messenger RNA from Lasiodiplodia theobromae, 1596 nucleotides. Its product is annotated as Cytochrome p450. The transcript has 3 exons. The record is from RefSeq and is a predicted model, not a curated record. NCBI's taxonomy places the organism in Eukaryota, Fungi, Ascomycota, Dothideomycetes, Botryosphaeriales, Botryosphaeriaceae. The coding region runs from base 1 to 1596 and encodes 531 amino acids. Gene Ontology annotation, molecular function: monooxygenase activity; heme binding; iron ion binding.